Molecule: messenger RNA, 483 nt
Organism: Blastomyces gilchristii SLH14081
Lineage: Eukaryota; Fungi; Ascomycota; Eurotiomycetes; Onygenales; Ajellomycetaceae
Exons: 3
Coding region: 1-483 (160 amino acids)
Source: RefSeq, a predicted model, not a curated record
AUGGCCCGCGACCUCCAGAACAAGCGGGAUGUAGCCCUCAAAGUCAUGUCUUCGGGGGACGGUGGUGAAAAUGAAACCCGCAUUCAGGACGAGAUCCUUCAGAAUGGAAAGGAUGUCUCUCGCCUCAUGACAUAUUUCGGGCCAUGCCUUCACCCUGCAAUCUUGAGAAAUCUGUCCAUAAUCACUCGCAGGUCCGCUGCUAGGCAAUUGCUAUCUGAAUGGAAGGAACUGUAUGUGGGGCAUUGGUUCCUCUCCACAGCUUUAGCAGGAAGGCUAAAUACAAAGGCACUUGGUCAGCCGCUAAAGCAAAUCAUACCGUUUGUCGAACUCUGGAAGCAGGGAGAGCUUGUCCAUCCCAUUGAGAUUCCUAUGAAUCUCCACACAGAGAAAUUUUACCUUGGCGACAUUGGUCUGGCAAUGAAACUAAGCGAUUCUGUGACUCAGCAUGGCUACUCAUCUAUGCAACUCUGCUCUCCAGAUUGA